Messenger RNA from Paramacrobiotus metropolitanus, 747 nucleotides. RefSeq names its product neurofilament heavy polypeptide-like. The transcript has a single exon. The record is from RefSeq and is a predicted model, not a curated record. The coding region runs from base 1 to 747 and encodes 248 amino acids. NCBI's taxonomy places the organism in Eukaryota, Metazoa, Tardigrada, Eutardigrada, Parachela, Macrobiotidae.
AUGAAAGUUCCCCCUCCGACUAGGCAACCUUCCGUGCAGAUUGAGGAAGACCUCGACUCACGAGUCAUCAACUCGGCAAACUCAGCCAAAUCCCAUAAGGAUAAACGGAAGGCUAAGAAAGAAGCGGCAAAAUCACCCCCCAAACCGCAACCGACGGAAACACAGAAGAAACCCGUAAAGUCGGAAGCCAAGGAGUCGACCAAACCGAAGUCGGAUUCUACGGUGAAUACGCCGAAGUCUAACCCAGCCAAGCGGCAUAAGUCAUCCGACGAAUUGGAUACCUCUGAUGCCGGCCCACAAAGGACCGAGCAGAAGGAGAAAACUCAAGAACCGCACGAUAAGGAAGCGUUGGAGCGUAGAAUCCAAGAAGUCAUGGAACAAGCCGGCACACAGACGACUAAAACUCCAGUCGGACGAACCCAGAAGUCGUCCAAGCCGCCGAUGUCGACUAAAGACCCCCAGCGCUCAACAUCGAAGCAACAGUCCGAUGCGGAAUCCGAUCAGAUUUCGGACAUCGAAGCGAAGGAUUCAAUCUCCGACAAUGGAGAAGACGAUCCGUACGAGGGAUUCAAAGGCGACCUGAAGGAAAUCUUCCAACACGGAGCCGACACCGACGAAUCACAGUGGCCGGGCCCGGACGACGUACGUGAUCUCCUCCCAGACGAACCGGAGGACGAUCCGGUCGAUCCAAUAAUUCGCACUGUUCGAGUACACGUGGAAGUCGUACGAAGCAUCGAAAACGCCUAG